UAGACCGCGCCGACCGGCUGGGGCCAUGGAGGACGUGAAGUUGGAGUUUCCCACCCUACCGCAGUCCAAAGAAGAUACCGAGGAUUGGACCUAUCCCAUGAGGCGGGAGAUGCAGGAAAUCUUACCUGGAUUGUUUUUGGGCCCAUAUUCUUCAGCUAUGAAAAGCAAGCUACCUAUACUACAGAAACAUGGAAUAACCCAUGUAAUAUGUAUAAGACAAAACAUUGAAGCAAACUUUAUUAAACCAAACUUUCAACAAUUAUUUAGGUAUUUGGUACUGGAUAUUGCAGAUAAUCCAGUUGAAAAUAUAAUACGUUUUUUCCCAAUGACUAAAGAAUUUAUUGAUGGAAGUUUACAAACAGGAGGAAGAGUUCUUGUCCAUGGAAAUGCAGGAAUUUCCAGAAGUGCUGCCUUAGUUAUUGCAUACAUCAUGGAAACAUUUGGAGUGAAAUACAGGGAGGCAUUUACAUAUGUUCAAGAAAGAAGGUUCUGUAUUAAUCCUAAUGCCGGAUUUGUCCAUCAGCUUCAGGAAUAUGAAGCCAUUUAUCUAGCAAAAUUAACCAUACAGAUGAUGUCACCACUGCAACUGGAAAGAUCAUUAUCUGUUCAGUCUGGUACUACAGGCAGCUUGAAACGUACAUAUGAAGAAGAAGAGGAAUUUGGAAAUAUGCAAGUUGCUGCUGCACAGAAUGGAUGAUGGUGCCUCAGACCAACAUUUAUAGUGUUUGAUUGUAUGUGAAGGGGAAAAUACAUUAAUAAUGUAAAAUGAGAAAAACACAAGUAGCUUCUUUUCAAUUACAUGUUGCUUCCAAAUGUCUUUCUCUGCAACUUGCUAAGCAACAUUUUAAGAAAUGAUGGACUUCUUGAAUAGAUGGCACUGAUUGUUUUCUUUUUUUUUUUUUUUUACACUUUACAGUUUUAUUAUAAAACAAGAUUUUUGGACUUGCAAAGAAGUAUUAUUGCAAUAAUGCACUUUUCAUACUUGAAAAUUUCUUUAUUUGUAUGAUAUAAAGUUAUUACUUUAAAACAAAAUGCAAGUUGGGGAGGCUUGUUUAUAAAAAAUUAUUUGUAAUUUAUAACAAUUUACUAAAGAAAAGUUUGUUAAAAUUCAUUUUGUGUUUAUACAUUUUUAAAAUAAUUUUACAGUUAUUAUUUUUUUAGUUUUAUGGUGGGACUUCUUACAGAAAUAUCAAUGCAAGAAUCUGCCACAUUUUGAGUAAAAAGUUUAUGGACCUUGACCACCCUUUCAUGUUUGGAAACUUUCCUUGGACUUCUGCAAUAUAUUUCAAAUCAUGUCAUUGGUUCACCUUCCCUCAUCACUGCAUUGGCUAGCCUAUGUAAAACUUAAUGAAAGAGGAAAAUACCUCCUUUUGCCAAGUGUAACACUGGUAUUUCUGAAAAAAAGAUUGAGUUAGAAGUUUCAAGUGAAUUUUUCUGUUUGGAUUUUCUUUUGGUGAAAGCCAGGUGUAUCUGUGUUCUUUGGAAAAGUAUCUAGCCUUUUUUCUUUCUCCAGAACUAUUCCAAAUACAGGUUACAACAUGUACGCUGUCAUACUGUUUAUUUUUUAAUUCUAAGAAGUAGAAAAGUGCCUUUUAUUAUUUCUAAAAUUAGCUUUAUUGUGGCCUACAAAUUGGAUAGCACUUAGGAACAAUGAAAAUGUUUACAAAAAAUUUCAUUAUUUUUAGAUAUCUUAAGUUUUUAAACUGGAAGUAUAAAAGCUUAUUAUAAAAAUUUAAGCAAAUUGUUUAAAAUGGACCACAUUCUUCCCAACCCAUUUUGUGUUAUCUUUAUGAGUAUGAGAUUCUCAGAUUGAAGCUUCUCUUUGCAGUGACUUUUGGAAUGGUUUCUGGCUUAAUUACUUAAUAAGUGUUUUAAGCAAGCACAUUUUAUGGAUCUUUGGUUUUAAUAUUUUUACUUACUUACAAAUAUAAAAGGUACAUACGAUAGCAAUUAUUGCUUUUCCAAAUAUUGAAACAGAAGCAAAAUUUCUUUUCAUUCUUUAUUUUUGUUGGAUAGCAAAAACAAAACUUACCCCAGUGCUUAUGUUUGGGUGCUUAAUGGAUUUUCUCUUGUAGGGUACCUGUUAUCCCUUGUUAUUUUGGACUGUCCUUUUGUUUCUGUCCCCUCCUUCUUCUGCCAGCCUCUCCCCAAACUCCAUGAAUAAUGCCAGUAAAAACAUACGUUAUUAAAUCAUACAACAUUUUGGGAGAAUAGUUUACUUAAUAUUUCAGGUUAACUAAGACAUUUUAUGUUGUCCCACUUAGUUGGUAUAUGCUUUUGGCUUCCUAUGAAUGAAUGAAAUAGUGAAUCAGUUUGUGAAUGUUAUAUGAGUUAUAUAAUCUUUUAAAUAUCUAAAAUCAUCACUAAAAAAAGGUAUAAUUUUACAAAACCGCAGGUUAAUCUAGAUGUUCAGUUCCUACUGGUUUUAUUCCAUUUUGAAGCAUUAGUGCAAUUUAUUACUUUGCAGAUUUUCACUGGAGACUUAACCAAAAUCUAAGUGGUGAUAGCUUUUGCUUUAAUUGGAUCACUAUAGCAUUAAUAAAUGUCACCUAGCCCUUAUUGUUAGUUAUAUUCUCAGUAAUUGAUACUGCAGCUUCAUUCUGUAGUCAUUUUGCAUUUAAAAUAAUUUUAAGGGACAGCUAGAUAGCGCAGUGGAUAGAGCACUAGCCCUGGAGUCAGGAGGACCCGAAUUCAAAUCUAGCUUCAGGCCAAACACUUUUAAUGAAGUAAAAACAAGCUGUGUGACCAUGGGCAAAUCACUUAACCCCAAUUGUCUAAAAAAAUAAUAAUUUUUAAAAAUACUUCGUGUAGGUCCAGAAGUUUAGGCUUAUCUCUUAAUUUUGUCUUUCCUUUUAUUAGUUUAUUAUUACUAUGGUAUUUAUUAAACUGUUUUCCAAUAGUUUAGAGAAGUGCAUAUUUAAAUGUACCCAUUAAUUUCUGUUUAGGUAUUUGUCCUUUAGUUUUCUUGCUGUUUGAUUAUAUGCUAUCACUGAAGUGCCUUUGCAGCACUCUUAAGUUUAAACAGUGUCUCACAAACUGUCAUUGUCUUGAGAGUGAAAUGCCUACAGGCAAACUUCAUUCUGGUACUUCUAAAUCUCAUCGUCCUGUUGAAUGUUGUUUAAUUUUUUGUUUCCUUCAUGGAAUAUUUCCUUCCAUUUUUCAACUUCAGGAAAGCCUUUAGUUUGUGAUUCCUUUGUUCUCAUUGAUAUUUAAUGAUCUAAAUUUUUCAUGUAAAUUUGAUGCAUGAAAAGAACUAGGCCUAUGACCUAUGGCACUGAGAACUUUUAAAAAUAAUACAUUAUAAUUUUUAUGAUGAAUAUAUAUAUGGCCCUUUAGGGUUUUUCAACCAAUGUGACUUAAUGCCCAGUCUAGGACAUAUAUAGUGAAGUUAAAGUAAAAUUAUAUCACAGUCACACAUAUGCACACAGCAGCAUGAAAAUCUACUUUACUAUUCUUUAUUGCAGAAGAAAGUAACAUUUUACCAGUGAUUAUUAUGUUUCAAAUGUUGGAAUUAAAAAAUUUUCUUGCUUUCUAAUCAGGUCAUUUUGUUCAUGGUACUUUCUCUCUAGUCUAGAAAAAGUUAAAGACACUAUUUUCUGUUUACUGGUUACUUAAGGUGAGGAAUUUAACAGAAAGAGCUUUUGCUAGUAUCUCACCAGUAAUUAACUUUUGAAGCAGAAUGUUAGUUUUUGAUCUUAUCUUUCAGGAGAACUAAGAGGUAUUAUAUGAAAAUGUUAAAUAUUGCCUUCCCCUUUUUUCCCUGUAAAAGUCUCUAACUUUUUAUUCAUAGUGAUUCAGCUGAGUUGUCUGAAACAGCUAAAAUCUUGGGUUGGAAAUCUGGGAUAUACAUAUCGGGACCUCAAUUUAUUGUACAGUUGGUCUACAACUGCAUAACUUGACAGUUGGUGAAAGUUAUUACAUACUAAACCAAAAUUUCUUGUUAGUGUUCAUCUGGAUCAUUGUGCUUUCAAAAAUAGUAACUGAAACUCCUAAAAGGAAAGUGUUUACUUCAUUAAAAAAGAGAGAGAGAGAAUUUCCAGGACCCUGGGAUUUCAAUUGUUUUUGAAUGCUGGAGUUUCUUUUCAUGGCAGCUAAAAAUAACUUAAAAUAUUCAGGUUUACAUGCUAGCUUCCUCCUAUAGGGAGAUGUCAUACCUCACAGUUCAAGGUGCAUCCUGAAUUGCUAACAUUUUACUGACAUCUAGUUGUAAUUUACUAUGCAGCAAAAUUAUUCAAAAAGAACAGCCUGUCUUUGUAAUGUGUUUAAUUUAUCCUGCUUUUAACAAAUGUAUCUUGAACAAAGUAUUGAAGUGUAUAGGAAUGCCAUAGUGCAAGAGGCUAAUAGUUCUCGCACAAGAUACUAAAAAUUUAUUUUGUGAAACUAUUAAACUCCAUACAAAAUAUUUAGCAUCUUGUGCCACUGUGUCUGAAAAAAAUAAUUUAUUCAUUUAAAACUGAUUUUAGCCACUUGAUAUCAUGAAUAAAUGACUUUUUAUAUUUUCUGUUGAUACUGUGUGUAGUGUACAUCCAAUGGUUCAAACUUUCCAUUUUCUAAAUACCUUUCCUAAGAAUGUGGUCCAGACUGGUUUAAAAUUCCAGAUAUGUAAAAACGUGAAUGGAUUUUUUUCAAUAUUUUAGUUUCAGUUCAGUUUUAAAUCUAAUCUACAUUUUAAAAAUCACCAAAGCUGCUAAGUUAUAUUUAUUCAGACAGAAUUAUUUUAUCACAGAAACUCAGAGUUGGAAAAGACCACAGGAACCAUGUAGUCCAACCAGUACCUAAGCAAGAAUCCACUUCAGGCAUUCCAUUUUCUUUUUGGAUGUCUAUAAUUACUGGGAAGUCAAAACUGGCCCCUCUGCAACUUCUAUUCACUGCUUAGUACUGCCUUCUGACUUUAAGCAGAAUAAAUCUGAACCUUCUUCCUUGUCCCUUCAAAUACUUGAAUACCUGAAUACUUGAAAUACUUGAAUAAUAAAUUAUCCUCCUUGGUCUAUA
Phascolarctos cinereus (koala) is the source of this 4992-nucleotide messenger RNA. RefSeq names its product serine/threonine/tyrosine interacting protein (gene STYX). The record is from RefSeq and is a predicted model, not a curated record. Gene Ontology annotation, cellular component: nucleoplasm; cytoplasm. Gene Ontology annotation, molecular function: F-box domain binding. Gene Ontology annotation, biological process: protein dephosphorylation; regulation of ERK1 and ERK2 cascade; negative regulation of protein binding. Lineage: Eukaryota; Metazoa; Chordata; Mammalia; Diprotodontia; Phascolarctidae.